AUGAAUGUUUAUCAUACAGAAACACGUCAUCAAUUUGAAGCUGUUUUAAGUUGGUUACAUGAACGUGCAUGUUCACGUUCAUAUGAUCUUGGUACAAGAUUACCUUGGGAUGAACAAUAUUUAAUUGAAUCAUUAUCUGAUUCAACUAUUUAUAUGUCUUGUUAUACUGUAGCUCAUCUUUUACAAGCACGAGAUUCUUUUAGUGGUGAAAAAUUAGGUUCAGCAAAUAUUCUUCCAUCUCAAUUAACAAUUGAAGUUUGGGAUUAUAUAUUUUUUCCUGAAAAAUCUUAUUCAUCUUUAACAACAGAUAUUCCUUGUGCAACACUUGAUCAUCUUCGUAAUGAAUUUCAAUAUUGGUAUCCAGUUAAUUUACCUUCAAGUGGAAAAGAUUUAAUACCAAAUCAUCUUAUUUAUUCAUUAUAUAAUCAUACAGCUAUAUGGCCAAAUCAUCCAGAAUUUUGGCCACAUUCAUUUCGUGCUAAUGGACAUUUAUUAUUAAAUUCAAAUAAAAUGUCAAAAUCAACUGGAAAUUUUUUAACAUUAUUACAAGCUAUUGAAAAAUUUUCAGCUGAUGUUUUGUUUGUUCAUUUCUUUUUCUAUUCAUUGAAGGAUAUAAAUAUUU
Molecule: messenger RNA, 622 nt
Organism: Rotaria sordida
Lineage: Eukaryota; Metazoa; Rotifera; Eurotatoria; Philodinida; Philodinidae
Source: the annotation of a GenBank genome assembly